Molecule: messenger RNA, 1016 nt
Organism: Emys orbicularis (European pond turtle)
Lineage: Eukaryota; Metazoa; Chordata; Testudines; Emydidae
Gene: DHRS7B
Product: dehydrogenase/reductase 7B
Exons: 6
Coding region: 40-984 (314 amino acids)
Cellular component (GO): membrane
Molecular function (GO): oxidoreductase activity
Source: RefSeq, a predicted model, not a curated record
UUUUGUAGCUCUAGGAAGAACAUUCACAGAGGGAAGCUCAUGGAUCUCACCUUCACAGCCAUUGUCCCACUGCUUCUGGGCAGCGUGGGGCUCUUCGCCCUCUUCAGGCUGCUGCAGCGAAUGAGGAUGCGAGCCUACCUCCAGGAUGCAGUAGUGGUGAUCACAGGAGCUACAUCUGGCCUGGGGAAAGAAUGUGCAAAAGCUUUCCAUGCAGCUGGUUCCAGACUGGUGCUUUGUGGCAGAAAUGGUGAGAGACUACAGGACCUGGUGCAGGAGCUCUCUGCCAAGGCCAAUCACGCAAAGAAUGUAAUUUGUUCACAGAUACACAAACCUUUCACUGUGAUCUUUGACCUCUCUGAUACUAAAACGGUAGUAAGUGCUGCUGAAGAGAUCCUGAAGUGUGUGGGUCAUGUGGACAUACUGAUCAACAAUGCAGGGAUCAGUUACCGAGGCACGAUAUUGGACACGGGGAUGGAUGUGGACAAAAAAGUGAUGGAAACCAACUACUUUGGUCCUAUAGCAUUCACAAAAGCUCUUCUGCCCUCCAUGAUCAAAAGACAACAAGGCCACAUUGUGGUGAUCAGCAGCGUUCAAGGCAAAAUAAGCAUUCCUUUCAGAUCAGCAUAUGCAGCCUCCAAGCAUGCCACCCAGGCCUUUUUUGACUGUCUGCGAGCGGAGAUGGAACAGUAUGAAAUCGAUGUGACUGUUGUGAGCCCUGGCUAUAUUCAGACAAAUCUGUCUGUCAAUGCUGUAACUGCAGAUGGAUCUCGCUAUGGAGUUAUGGACAAGAACACCAUUGAAGGCAGAACAGCUGCAGAGGUGGCUCAGGUGGUUCUUAAUGCAGUGGGGCAGAAGAAGAAGGAGGUGCUCAUAGCUGGCUUACUGCCUUCCCUGGCUGUUUACCUGCGAACUCUGUCCCCCAGACUCUUCUUCACUUUUAUGGCAUCUAGAGCAAGAAAGGAGAGGAAAGUAAAGGACUCUUAGAGCUCAGCUCCCAUGGGCAUUGACUAGGACAA